AUGCCAUCAGUAAUGCACCCUUGUGCCUUCCCCAAGCUUACCUUCUUCAAGGCUGCACUACAACCGUGCUGCCUUGCAUCCUCGCUCUUCCACUUGUCUUUGAAUUAUCCCACCAGGGUCACACGACCCCUCUCAACCGUCAUUGGAGCCAUGACCACAACCAAGGUUGACACCACUUCUCGCCUGGCCAAGCUGAGAAGCUUGAUGAAGGAGCGCAAUGUGCAUGUCUACAUCAUCCCAUCUGAGGACAACCACUCUUCAGAGUACAUUGCUGCUUCUGAUUCUCGACGUGAGUACAUCUCGGGCUUCACUGGAUCAGCUGGUGUGGCCGUUGUCACACCCGAAUCAGCAAUUCUUUCCACCGAUGGCCGUUAUAUCAUUCAGGCUACCAAACAGCUCGAUGCCAACUGGAAGCUCUUCAACUCCGCCCUUCAAGAUGCCCAGACUUGGCAGGAUUGGUCAGCAGAACAAGCAGCAGGUGGUAAAGUCGUUGCUGUUGACCCAUCAUUGCUCCCUUCUUCAUCUGCAAAGAAGCUGAGUGAAAAGAUUCAAAAAGCCGGAGGUGCUGAACUACUUCCCCUUGAAGAAAAUUUAGUCGACCUGGUCUGGGGUGAUGAAAGGCCUGCUCGUCCGCAACAGCAAGUAUUUCUCCACCCGGAUAAUUUUUCUGGGAGAUCCUUGAAGAGCAAGCUCGACCAACUACGCCAAGAACUUGACAAGAAAAACGCAGCUGGGUUUGUGGUCUCGAUGCUCGAUGAGAUCGCCUGGCUUUUCAACCUGCGAGGUAGCGAUAUUCCCUACAACCCCGUGUUUUUCUCAUACGCCGUUGUUACGCCCGAGUCUGCAACGCUUUAUAUCAACGGCCUAGAGUCCAACGAUACAGUGACCGCGUACCUUGCAGAGAACAAUGUACAAUGGAAACCAUACGAUUCAAUCCUUUCCGAUGCUAGGUUGCUUCAAUCGCAAGUGAAAGAGACCGCGGGAGCCCAAGGUCAAGCGUCCCCAAAGCACCUGCUUGUAUCCAACAGAGCUUCAUGGGCGCUGCACCGUGCGCUAGGAGGUGAUGACCUCGUAGAUGAAGUUCGAAGCCCCAUCAGCGAUGCCAAGGCGAUAAAAAAUGAGAAGGAGCUUGAAGGCAUGCGAGCCUGCCACAUCCGAGACGGCGCUGCUUUGAUUGAGUUUUUUGCCUGGCUUGAAGAUCAGCUUGUGGUCAAGAAAGCAGUACUCAACGAGGUCGAGGCCGACAAAAAACUCAUCUCGCUCCGAGAAAAGCAGGAGCUUUAUGUCGAUCUCUCCUUUCCAACUAUUUCAUCCACUGGAGCCAAUGCCGCGGUCAUUCACUACAAGCCCCAGGAGGGCGAUUGUUCUGUGAUUGAUGUAGACAAAGUUUAUCUCUGUGACUCAGGGGCUCAGUAUAAAGAUGGCACUACAGACACGACCCGAACCCUGCACUUUGGAACCCCAACCGACGCUGAGAAGGAGGCCUACACCCUGGUUUUGAAGGGCAAUAUCGCUCUAGAUAGAGCCGUUUUCCCCAAGGGCACCACGGGUUAUUCUCUGGAUACUCUGGCCAGGCAGUAUUUAUGGCAAUAUGGCCUUGACUAUAGGCAUGGAACUGGCCACGGCGUUGGUUCUUAUCUUAAUGUCCAUGAAGGUCCCAUAGGCAUCGGCACACGCGCACAAUACGUUGAUGUCGCUCUUUCUCCAGGGAAUGUGCUCUCUAACGAGCCCGGGUACUACGUUGAGAACCAUUUUGGUAUUCGGAUCGAGAACAUCAUUAUGGUGCGAGAGGUUGCCACAAAGUUCACCUUUGGAGAUAAGCCAUACCUUGGCUUUGAGCAUGUCACGAUGGUCCCCUAUUGCCAAAGGCUUAUCGACGUCAAUCUGUUGACAGAUGUAGAGAAGACUUGGAUCAACAACUACCACGCAGAAAUCCUGGAGAAGACUGGUCCAUUUUUCGAGAAUGACCCACUGACAACAGCAUGGCUUAAGCGCGAGACACAGGCAAUUGUCUAA
This is a messenger RNA of Clonostachys rhizophaga, 2016 nucleotides long. The record is from the annotation of a GenBank genome assembly. NCBI's taxonomy places the organism in Eukaryota, Fungi, Ascomycota, Sordariomycetes, Hypocreales, Bionectriaceae.